Messenger RNA from Wallemia ichthyophaga EXF-994, 591 nucleotides. Its product is annotated as Rho-related protein rac1B. Lineage: Eukaryota; Fungi; Basidiomycota; Wallemiomycetes; Wallemiales; Wallemiaceae. The record is from RefSeq and is a predicted model, not a curated record. The coding region runs from base 1 to 591 and encodes 196 amino acids. Gene Ontology annotation, cellular component: cytoskeleton; cell cortex; plasma membrane. Gene Ontology annotation, molecular function: GTPase activity; GTP binding; protein kinase binding. Gene Ontology annotation, biological process: establishment or maintenance of cell polarity; regulation of cell shape; small GTPase-mediated signal transduction. The transcript is spliced from 3 exons.
AUGGCUUCCAAGAAUAUUAAAUGCGUAGUCGUCGGCGAUGGUGCUGUUGGAAAGACGUGUCUGCUGAUAUCUUAUACGACGAAUCAGUUUCCAAGCGAUUACGUACCCACCGUCUUCGACAAUUACCAAGCCACGGUCCUUCUCGACGGCAAGCCUGUCCUCCUUGGCCUCUGGGAUACUGCCGGUCAGGAGGAUUACGACAGGCUGAGGCCCCUUUCAUACCCCCAGACGGACAUAUUCCUUUGCUGCUUCUCUAUCCACUCUCCCGCCUCGUUCGAGAACGUCAAGUACAAGUGGUGGCCGGAAAUCUCCCACCACGCUCCAGGUGUCCCUAUCAUCCUCGUCGGCACGAAGCUCGACCUCCGAUCCGACCCGCAAGCCGUCAAUGCCCUUAGAGCCCGUAGAAUGGAGCCCAUUUCCUUUUCUCAAGGCGUUGAGCUUUCUAAAGACAUCAACGCAAUCAAGUACCUCGAGUGUUCCGCACUCACCCAAAAAGGCUUGAAAGGCGUCUUCGAUGAGGCUAUCCGUGCCGUUUUGGUGCCUCAGGGACGCAAAUCAAAGCGGAAGCAAAGAGGUUGCGUUUUGAUUUGA